Molecule: messenger RNA, 1611 nt
Organism: Lingula anatina
Lineage: Eukaryota; Metazoa; Brachiopoda; Lingulata; Lingulida; Lingulidae
Biological process (GO): fatty acid elongation
Cellular component (GO): endoplasmic reticulum
Molecular function (GO): oxidoreductase activity
Source: RefSeq, a predicted model, not a curated record
UCAACCACAAUAGGGUGAACUGGCGUACCGGUAGCAGAGAAAAUCAUAUAUUUAAGUUAAAUUGCAAUAUUAUUUAGGAUGCAGACGUCUGCAAGAGAUGACAAACCUCUUUCUGGAAAGGUUGCCGUGGUAACAGGUGCCUCUAGUGGCAUUGGUGCUGCCAUCUCUCGUCAACUGGCUGCUGCUGGUGCAAAGGUCGCCAUGGCAGCAAGACGGGAGAACUUGUUAAAAGAAAUCCAGGAUGAAAUUUUAAAGGAAGGGGGCGAAGCUCUAGCAGUGAAAUGCGAUGUUACGAACAGAGCUGAGGUGAAGGAGCUUAUUCAGCACACAGAAAGCACCCUGGGUCCCGUGGAUAUCUUGGUGAAUAACGCUGGUUACUGGGUGAUAAGGUGUAUGAAGAACCUUCACGAGGAGGAGUGGGAUCAGCAAGUGGAUGUGAACAUCAAGGGAGUGUUGAACUGCAUCGGAGCUGUGAUCUCAGGGAUGUGUGAAAGAAAAAGUGGUCAUAUCGUCAACAUGUCAUCAGAAAAUGGAAAGAAGGCUUUUGUAGGGUUUGCCGUGUACACAGGGUCGAAGUUCUUCGUAGAGGGGAUGUCACGGACGCUCCGUAAGGAAGUUUGCAAGGAUGGCGUUCGCGUUACUUGUAUUCAGCCUGGUGAUGUUGAAACGCCCGGUUACGCUCACAGUUUGAUGACAAUCGAAGAUAAGCAGUGUAAACCGCUGUACACUUACCCUUUUCCUUAUCCAAUUAUGGAACCUGAAGUUAUCGCCCAGGCAGUCCUUUAUGCAGUCACGCAGCCAGAUCACGUGGCCGUCAACGAGAUUCUCGUGCAGCCCAGGGAGAACCCGCUGUAGAUCAUAUCACUUCUCAAGUGCAUUCUCCCAGUGGUAACGGUACUAGACACUGCACAGCGCUUUUGAAAUAUUUGAUUGAAAGACGUACAAUAAACUUUCAAAACAGUUUUAUUGCACACUGCUACUGUCAUUAUGACGUGAUUUCAAAUAUCUGUACAUAUAACACUUCUGCGUGGGGCUCCUUUAGACAACAUGCAUGUAUCUAGAAAUAAUCAUUUUUACCUAAAAAAAUAGUAUUCUGUCUUGAAAUAUCAGAUUACUACACAUUUGCAGUUUGACAUGAAAUAAGUGAGGCUUUAAUUACCAACCAAUUACUGGUGUGAAAAGGAAUUAGAUGCGUUUAGGGUGUUUUUAUUUUAUUGCUUUAAAUCCCAGUGAACAGAAUUACAAGGAAACAGAACUGUGAAUGAAGUAUCCUCCUGUGAAAAUCUAGUAUUUGGAGUAAAUAAUUAAAAUUUAUUAUCACCACCAAAUCGUUAUAUAUCGCUACUGUAUUGCAAAAAAUUAUGUACUGUACAUAUACCUACUGAUUUGCCCUUUUUCAGAAAAAAGUUGAUUGCACUUCUUCUAUUUGUGCAUACUUACUUGAAUUCUUUUUCCGUGAAUGGAUUCCUGGGCGACACGUAAGUCAACUCAGACGUUUAUUUUUAUGCAUUUCAUAUUUUUGAUUUUUAACAAAUUCAUUGCAUUCGUAUGUUGCUUGAGUUUACACCAGAGGAAUCCUGAGACGUAUAUUAUUUUUAUAUCGUUAAAUAA